Messenger RNA from Drosophila rhopaloa, 5690 nucleotides. RefSeq names its product probable cationic amino acid transporter. Gene Ontology annotation, cellular component: plasma membrane. The record is from RefSeq and is a predicted model, not a curated record. NCBI's taxonomy places the organism in Eukaryota, Metazoa, Arthropoda, Insecta, Diptera, Drosophilidae. Bases 3144 to 5576 code for a protein of 810 amino acids. Gene Ontology annotation, molecular function: amino acid transmembrane transporter activity. Gene Ontology annotation, biological process: transmembrane transport; amino acid transport. The transcript is spliced from 13 exons.
UUUAUUCCGAGUGUACACACAUGUUUCUACAUAUAUAUGAUAUGUGUGUUGCAGGGCUGAAACUAUCGAAACUAAUGUUACUUAAGUUGCCGUUGGGGGAGGAAAGAUCUUACAGUCCUCGGUAAAGAUCGGACCCAAAAAAAGAAACAGAUUCGAAUUCAGAAACAGAUACAGAUACAGGCAUACCAUAACGAUUCGGAUGCACAUACAGACGUACAGAUUAUACGAUCGUGACGCCAGCGGAGGAAAUUUAGAGCAUGGGGAGCGGGGAGAGGGCGGGGGUGGGAUCGGACGGACAGCAACUACAGAACGGAGCGUAAGCAAUGUUAACGAGUAAAAAUCAAGAAAAUUUUAGUUCUAAAAAUAACCUUUGUACUCAUUUUUGUUUCAAAACGGAAAGGAAAGCGGCAGCCAACAAACGACCAAAAACCAAUAGCUAUAAAGCGCAAAGAUACUGAGAUACUUGCACUCUGCGCAACGGCCUGAGAUACAGAUAUUCAUAUACUUAAAUAUUCAGACAUUCGACUACAUAGAUGAGCAUGAGUCGGCAACGGAUUCUUGGCAAUGCCAUUGGGGGUAGAACAUACUGUUUUACAUAUGCCUUGGGUAUUGUUCUUGGAACUCAAUUUGUAACGUUGCACACUAUUAAAGUCCUACCCGUAUACAAAGAUAAACGGAUGCGAAUGUUACGAAACAUUUUUCAAAUAUUUAAGACCCCAAAAAAAUGUGAUUGUCCUAGAUUCAGGAAACUUAAAUUAAAUUCCUUUGUUGAAACAAAAUUUAGUCCCUUAAGUUUCGGAAACUUUAAGAUCUAGAGAAUUUAGAUCUUCGGAUGUCUAUUUUAAACUUCUGCCACGCCCCUUUCUACAAACAGCAUCAAGCGCGUAUACAUACAUCUUUUGGGAUAUAAUUGUAGGAAUUGGUGAGGACCGUUUGAAUAAAUCGCAUGACUGUCAAUGUAUGUAUGUUAUAUAGAAUUUACAUGUAAGUUAUUAGACAAAUACUCUUCUUCAAAGUAGAAAAGCAGCUAUAUAAAUGCUGUGCUUUUGCUAAAAAUAACUGCCAUUCUCGUUUUUUGAUUAACAAAAUUAUACACAUUUUGAAUACCACUUAAACUAACUACCCCGAGAUACCAAAAAGUUGUCUAUAUCUUUGAAUUGUAUUACAACGUUUGUUCCAUGACCAUUAAACAAAUGUAUAAAUAUGAAUACUUGUUUCUGUUCAAAAAAUUAGAAGUCCUAAUAAAUAUUUGUUGCUCUUUUUUCUAUUAUACUAAAUCAAAUGAUGUGUUCUAUGAAGGCAAUUUUUAAAGCAACGCUAAAGUAAGCGGAUUUCGAAACAAAUUGAAGUAUUUCUCUACUUUCUCUAGCAAAUUUCUUAUGCAAAUUCUUGAUGAUAAAAUACAAGUCGAUAUUUUAAUAUUGAAUUGAAAUGUUUUAAUAUAUCGAUAUUCACCUUUUUGCAGUUUAUAUUUGAAUUUUCUUGUUGUAUAGAGUUCAAAGCUCUAUGGUUUAUUAUAGCCAAAAGUAUAGGAAUCCGUUUUAAAGGCGGCGAGCAUCCUGCAUAAGACAGUUUACUGUAGCGUGCCUCGCAAGUGCAAAUCCUCGGAUCCCAAAGUCCUUCAGAUAAGGGCGCCAUCUAGUGGCAGAAUCGCGCGAUUAUCCCUUUUGAUGGGCGAGCUUUGGGCAGCUUUAACUGCGAUGGUAUUCGGGCGGCACCGAUGGCUAAAGGCCACAAGCGGGGGUGGUGGGGGUUGGCGGAUUGUGGUGGGUGUCAGGCAGGUGUGUAACAGCAAACGGCAAACAGCAGUUAACAGGUGCGCACACAUAUGCUGCCCGUCCCGUUACACAAUUCCGAUGAAAGCGGCGCGGCGCCUCUGGGGAGCAUGUGUAUUUGCAUAUCCUUGAGCGUCUCUCCCCCAUACACACACACAUGCGAUGACGGUGACCAAUGAGCGCGGGGAGGAGAGGGGGCUGAGUCUGCGCUCUGGCUGCUUGCACUUUCCGUUGCCUACUUUCGUGCGUGUGGGGUAGCUAGCCUGAGAGCGAGGGUGUCCUUGUGUGAGUGCGUGUGUGAGAGGAAAGAGUGAAAUCGAAACCGAAAAGGAAAGUCGGGUAACGGUAACUUGUAGCUUUGGAAGGACAACUCUGUUAUAGAUACAGGAAACUUCCUGUUCGCGGCCGUUGUCGUUGGCGUUGCCAGAUCACCGCACUCUUAUUCGCCCUGCCAACUUCGCCGUUUGUCGUUCGCCAUUCGCCGCAUCGCACGCAUGUAAUGCUGUAGGACGAAAGCUCCUGCAGAAGGAGCCACGGAGAGGAAAGGCCACACUACUCGCUUCGCUUUUCACAAAAAAGUGAUACACACGGAAAAAUCGCUGGCAUUCAUUCACCGAAUACCGAGGCGAGAAGCGCGUCGCGACCGCCUGCGAGAAUAAACGUGGCCAAGAAUCGGUGACCAGGACAGGAUAAUUCACAUUUAUGUUAGCUGCAAGUUUCUGAGAAGACGUUGCCAUUUGACUUUUUGUUUGUGUGCUGUGCUCUGUGUUCCUGUGCGUGCAACGGUGAAAGGAUAAGGAUAUAGGAGUAUAUACACACACGAGUGUCCUGUGUGUGUGCGUGAGUGUGCGUGUGUGUUUGGGGCCACGUGAAGGCGAAGGCGCGCAACAACAGGAGCGCUUGGGAUAGAGAUAGAGAUAGAGAAAGUGACAGUGCUGGCGAAAAACCGAAAGUGAAAAUUGAAUACGAGCGUGCGACAGAAACAGAAUCAGAACCAGAAACAGAAUCGGAAUCAGAAUCAACGGGCGCGGAUCCUUUUGGCGUAAACUGUUGAAUAUAGAAUGACGCUGCUGACAAAAAUCAAUGUAAAGCACAAAGAAGCAACAGCAGUUGUAACGGUAACAACAGCCAGGAUCCCCAGCCUGCGUCGCUCCCUCAGAUAGAGAUAAAGAUAAGGAUAAAAAGAGCGAGCGAGCGAGAAAAAGCACUAGCACUAGAAGGACCCUUUCGCAAAGCCAGCUCAUUCAAGUGCAACAAUCGCCGCUUUCUCCGCAACACAGGACACCCACCUCCACCAAUCUUCCCCUGCUGCCCCAAAAGAGUGCUGUCCUUUUUGGUAAUAACUGUUGAGGGCAGAUACAAAGCAAAAUGAAGCCGUCGGAUUUGUUGUUGGUGCUAGAGAAGGUCAAGUUCAGGGUGCCCAUGCCGCCGGGAGUCAGCUCGACGACGCUCCUGCCCAAGCUCAUCCGCACCAAGGACGUGAAGCAGCUGCAGGACGGCAACGCGCAGCCACAGAAGCCCAAGCUAACGAAAUGUCUCAACACGCUGGACCUGACCUCGCUGGGCAUCGGAUCCUGCUGCGGCACGGGCAUGUACCUGGUGGCCGGCAUGGUGGCCCAGAAGAUAGCCGGGCCCGGAGUGGUUAUUAGUUUUAUUAUAGCCGCCAUAGCGAGUAUUUUCUCAGGCGCCUGCUAUGCGGAGUUUGGCGUUCGUGUGCCACACACAUCCGGCUCGGCCUAUAUGUAUUCAUAUGUGGCAGUUGGAGAGUUCGUAGCUUUUAUAAUUGGUUGGAACAUGAUAUUGGAAUAUCUAAUAGGAACAAGUGCCUGUGCCUGUGCGUUAAGUUCGAGUUUCGAUUCCCUGACCGGCAAUGCCAUUGCGCGAACGAUAAGCGAGUCCAUCGGCACGAUAUUCGGCAAGCCACCGGACUUCAUUGCAUUCGGCAUCACGCUGCUCAUGACCUGCGUCCUGGCGAUGGGUGCCAGCAAGUCGGUCAUCUUCAACCACUCCCUCAACGCCGUGAACCUGGCCACGUUUGUGUUCGUGAUGGCCGCCGGGCUGUUCUACGUGGACACGAAGACGUGGUCCGAGCACCAGGGAUUCCUGCCCUACGGCUGGAGUGGAGUGUUUUCGGGUGCUGCCACCUGUUUCUACGCCUUCAUCGGUUUCGACAUCAUCGCGACAACCGGCGAGGAGGCACACAAUCCGCAGAAGAGCAUCCCGAAGGCGAUCGUCGGAUCCCUGGUCGUCGUGCUGAUCGCCUACGUUAGCGUUAGUCUAGUCCUCACAUUAGUGGUUCCCUACGAUCACAUCAACACGGGAGCGGCGCUGGUCCAGAUGUGGUCGUACGUGAACGCCCCGAAGUGUCGGGCGGUGGUGGCCAUCGGAGCCACCGCCGGACUCUCGGUGGCCAUGUUCGGCUCGAUGUUCCCCAUGCCGCGCGUCAUCUAUGCGAUGGCCCAGGACGGGCUGAUCUUCAGGCAACUGUCGCAGCUGUGGCACCGCACCAACGUGCCCGGACUGGCGACCAUCGGCAGCGGACUGGCCGCCGCCCUGGUGGCCCUCACCGUGCGCCUGGAGAUCCUCGUCGAGAUGAUGUCCAUCGGCACGCUGCUGGCCUACACGCUGGUGUCCACCUGCGUCCUGGUGCUGCGCUACCAGCCGCACAGCACCUCGCUGGUGGAGCUGCUGCCGGCCCAGCUGCGCACCCCGGUGGCGCCCGGGACGGCCAGCGACUCCCGCUCCCACGUCACGCCCGCCGAGGUCCUGGAGGUGCCCGGCAAGCUGACCAUCAAGCGCGUCACGCGCGGCAUGUCCGACUCGGACGACUCCUUCAUCGACGACAGCCCCGAGGGGUUCCUGGGCGGGCGCGACGACCAGUUCCUCGUGUCCGACCGCUCCGAGAACAAGUUCUACGGCAGUGUGCACGGCGCCCCCACCGGACCCACCGGCCAGGCGACCGCCUUCGACGCCAUGGGCCUGAACUUCGUCACCCGGAAGAUCCACGACUACGCGUACCUGUGCCCCGGCUUCUUCCCCUGGAUAAAUCCCGGCCAGGCCACCGCCGAGAGUGGCAUGUACGUCACCAAGCUAGUGGGCAUCAUGUUCGGUCUCAUAUUCUUCCUGGACCUGUUCGCGGCCAUUGGCUGGUCCGGUGGCCUCGCCGCCUUCAUUUAUUUCAUUUUGUUUAUCGGCAUAUUUGUGAUACUAUUGAUUAUAUCGAGACAGCCGCAGAAUAGGUAUGCGCUGGCCUUCCUCACGCCCGGACUCCCCUUCAUCCCGGCCAUCGCCAUCACCGUGAACAUCUACCUGAUAUUCAAGCUGAGCAUCCUCACGCUGGUCCGCUUCACGGUGUGGAUGUCCCUGGGAUUCGUCAUGUACUUCUACUAUGGCAUCACGCACAGCAGCCUGGAGCAGACCAGCGACGACCUGGAGCUGCAUGUCGACUACAGCAAAAACGUCGAGGAGAAGGCCGUGUGGGAUCAGCAAUCGUACAACCAGACCCACGAGCCCGUUUGGGCCAGCAAGGAGGUGAAACAGACGUCGAAGCAACGCUACAACUACGGAAAGACCGCGUCGUCCACCUCGUCGGCACAGGGCAGCUCGAGGAGUGGCGGCCAGGCCAGUGGGGCGGAGAAGCCAUCGGGCAGAAGCACCGCGGGCCCCAACCGACCAGUUCCACCUCCCCCGAUCUCCGGCCAGACAAAGGGAUCGGGCAGCGGUCCGCCCAUGGAGCGCCAGUAUACCGGCCAGUUCAGCAUGUUCGUGGACGAAGGCCAGUUUCCCUCGUGGGAGGACUAAGCGAGCACCAUCUGCAUAGACCCCAGUCCGUUCCCAACACCGACCUCCCCGCUGAUUCCCGAGUGAUGCUCCAUCAACGAGCAACAGUGCAACAACCAACUCACAUCGGCUCAC